Molecule: messenger RNA, 571 nt
Organism: Lolium perenne
Lineage: Eukaryota; Viridiplantae; Streptophyta; Magnoliopsida; Poales; Poaceae
Product: mitochondrial import receptor subunit TOM7-1
Biological process (GO): protein import into mitochondrial matrix
Cellular component (GO): mitochondrial outer membrane translocase complex
Source: RefSeq, a predicted model, not a curated record
AACAGCGCACCAGAUCAAGCACCAGACCAAACAAUCCCCCAACCCUAGGGUUCCCGUCAAGCGAAUCGGAAGAUCAAGAAAAGUCGCCAUGGCGUCGCGGCCGUCGCUGAAGCCGAAGCCGAGGGGCAAGGGCGGGAAGAGGGGAUCGGCCGCGGCCGACGACGAGCAGUCCACCAUGGCGGUGGCGGUGCGGCACGCCAAGGAGUGGAGCACGAUGACGAUGAAGGCGGCCAAGGUGGCGGCGCACUGGGGCUUCAUCCCGCUCAUCAUCGUCGUCGGCAUGACCUCGGGAGAUCCCAAGCCCUCUCUGUUCUCUCUUCUCUCCCCCGUCUGAUCCGGUACCCGGCGGGGUCGAGAUUGGAUCGAUCCAUCUCGUUUUAGUAGAUUAUAUAAGUAGGUGUUCUUGCUGUUUCUUGGAUCGUGGUGGCUGAGUUGUUAAUCCCCAUACGGGGAUAUUAGAUGUCUUCUAUGUGGGUCUAAUAAUGUCAUGUGAUCGGAUCGAUCCUGGAUUGGAUCGAAUCUGGCUACAAACCCUAUGGAUCUUCUAUUAAUAUUAUGGUGUGUUGAACUA